This is a messenger RNA of Cantharellus anzutake, 1044 nucleotides long. Its product is annotated as ERG2/sigma1 receptor-like protein. The transcript is spliced from 4 exons. The record is from RefSeq and is a predicted model, not a curated record. The coding region runs from base 223 to 930 and encodes 235 amino acids. Gene Ontology annotation, cellular component: endoplasmic reticulum. Lineage: Eukaryota; Fungi; Basidiomycota; Agaricomycetes; Cantharellales; Hydnaceae. Gene Ontology annotation, biological process: ergosterol biosynthetic process.
AUCCUCACUUUCUUGAGUUCCUUCUUUCUCUCGGCUUUCCCUGAAAGCAUUGCCAUCAGCAAGCGAGAGAUUAGUGCUUAUGUUAUGGCCUACUAUGUGCAUCGACUGGAUUGAGCGUUCUCGACCCCUUUGCCAUGUUGGGCCUCGUUUGUUAUUGGUCGGCGCUUAGAGGUCGGGUUUGCUUCCGGCCCGAAAUUUUGUUCUCAGCACAGACACCAAAUCAUGCCACCAAAACACCUGGCCAGUGGUAGCACCAUUCCUCCCCCUCCUCCCUCUAGGCUUCCAAGAUUGGCAGCUUUUGCUACUUUUAUUACGCUAUUCGCAUUAUUAUGUCAAUACUUGGACACUAUAAAGGAUCGUUGGUACAUCUUAGACCCUCCCUACCUACAUGAUCUGUCAAAGCAAGCUGUUGCAACACACCCAGACGAUAUGCCGAAAAUCAUUUCACACAUCGUUUCUAACCUCACUGCCACAUACGGUCCCAAGCACAUCAAUCCCAAGGAGAAGGAGUGGGUGUUUAACAAUGCUGGGGGUGCCAUGGGUGCCAUGUAUAUCAUUCAUGCCUCUAUCACUGAAUACCUAAUCGUGUUUGGAACUCCGCUGGGAACUGAGGGCCACACGGGCCGUCACACCGCUGAUGACUAUUUCCAUAUACUCCAAGGGGAGCAGUGGGCAUUUGCGCCCCCAAAUUUGUCAAAGGAGGUAUACCCACCCGGCUCAGUUCAUCAUCUCCCGCGCGGGUCAGUAAAACAGUAUAAGAUGCACGAAGGGUGCUUCGCUCUGGAGUAUGCACGAGGAUGGAUACCCCUUAUGCUGCCAUUUGGCUUUGCGGAUACUCUCUCGUCCACCCUUGACAUUCCGACUCUAUAUGAUACAAUCGUGAUAACAGGGAGGGAGAUGCUGAGGAACUUAUGGGUUGGAAAGAUCUAAGCCGACUUCUCGUUGUUCAACUUUGAGUGUCCACACCUUGAAUCUAUUCUCUCCAGAAUUUGAACAAGACCACCGUCCAAUGCAUACAUACAAUCCAAAUUAGGUCUGCUCUUC